AGUAUUAAACUGAAGUUGCCGUCGAGCGGUCGUGGUGCGCGGUAGUGUUUGCAAUUUGGGAGUUGCCUGCUAUUGCGGUGGUUGUUGUGCCGAAGCGUGUGAAAAUAUGCCAGAAUAAAAAAAACAUAUGCGUGUUCAAAUACAAAAAGAAAACAAACUAAGAAUUGAUUUGUAUGCUUAAUGCAUAAAAAGUGUGUAAAUUAUUUAUAAGUUAAAGCUAUAAAGUUUCGUCAUAAAUUUCAAAUAUUGACAACAACAAAAAGAAAACAAAUUACCAAUAGAGAAAAAUGGCCAGCAAAUGUACAAUUGCGUUUGAGAAUAAUCCUUUAGGAGUUUACUACGCUGGCCAAGUAGUGACUGGAACAGCUGAGCUCGUCACAACAAGGCCAAAGACAAUACGAUCUAUUUUUAUCAGCGUUAGUGGCUUCGCUGAAGUGCGCUGGAGUGAAAAUGUUGAAAAACAGAAUUCGGAAGGUAAGCCAGAAACUGUACCAGAGACCUUCUCCAGUCAUGAAAUGUACUAUAGUUCGGAAAAUAGCGUUUACGGGCAAAGCGGUGGGGCACAACUUGAACUACCGGCCGGAAAGUAUAUAUUCCCUUUUCAGGCUACCAUACCACCGAAUGCACCUACUUCCUUUAAUGGCAGUUCUGGGCAAAUACAGCACGAAGUUACGCUAACCAUCGAUAGAUCAAUGCGCUAUGAUAAUACCUUUAAACAAGCGUACACAGUCAUUUCACCUUAUGAUUUAAAUCUAAAUCCAAAUAAUUCGCAACCUUUGCAUAAAAUUGAAGAGAAGACUUUUUGUUGGGGUUUGUGUUGUGGUACCAAAGGACCAAUGGUUAUGACAGUUAACGUACCAUACAGUGCUUAUGCGCCUGGACAAAAAAUACGUUUUAAUAUCGUUUUGGACAAUCAAUCCGAUGUUAACUGUAGUGAUGUCAAAGUACGUUUAAUGAAAAAAGUCGUGUAUACCAGUCGCACACCUGAAGUAAAAACUCAGGAGACCGAAAUUAAAGUGGCCGACAAUCACUGCGGUGAGGUAGUUAAGCUCAAUAAGGCCGAAUUCAAUGAAUUUUUGCAGAUACCCGCUACAACUCCCACCUCUCUGGAGAGUUGUACUAUUAUUAAAGUUAGCUAUACUCUUAAAUUUAUAGCAAAAGUAUUUCGAUUGUUAGGUGAUUUGGUAAUUGAAUUCCCACUUGCAAUUGGCACUGUACCACUGUACGCUAGCACAGUCGAACCAGGGCCGAUAACUGCGCAACCCAGUGCUGGACCUGUCUAUAAACCACUGCCACCACCAACCUUUGAAGAAGAUGUGCGUAGUGAGCAAUUCGAGAGCAAUACAUAUAAGCCAAGAUAUCCAGUAUUCUUAGCGGAUGGCAAUCUUACAAAUGGAAGUCACAGUACUACAAAUCCGCAGCAAAGCAAUAAUCUUUAUCCCAUUCCUCCAAUAUCAACUCAUCCACCACAUGUUAAUCCAAUUCCAAAACCAGUUGCAAUGCCAAAUCCUAUGCCUGUGCCAGCACCAGCUAUUACUACAGCACCAUCACCAGCACGUGCCACUGCUCCUGCUUCAGUGCCUCCUGUUGCAACUAAGGCUAGAUCUGAAGAAGAUCCCCUUGAAGUACUUGGGUUUAGUAUACCACCAGAUUACAAGCCAACACCAAGCGCACCACCAUCUAACGACAAUAGUAACGUUGGUUGGAAAUAAAAACCUUUGAUCCUUUAAUGUUAUUGAUAUAAGAAAAUGCUUUUUAUAUAUGUAUGUAUAUGGAUGUAUUAUAAAAAAAAAAUUGCAUGUUUAUGUAUUUCUCUCUCAAUGGCUUCCAAACUUUUCGCACUGCUAUCUUUUUUGUGUGAUCACAGGGUACAGUUUGAAAGUCACGGUACAUAAAAAUUUAAAACGGUACAUAUAUUUAAAUAUUUUUGUAGGUGCUACUAACCAAUAAUAUGCCUCAAAUAUUUAAAAAUAAAAUUGUUAAUUUUGUACUAUAAUUUUUGCAUACA
This is a messenger RNA of Teleopsis dalmanni, 2008 nucleotides long. Its product is annotated as arrestin domain-containing protein 3. The transcript is spliced from 4 exons. Gene Ontology annotation, biological process: protein transport. The record is from RefSeq and is a predicted model, not a curated record. NCBI's taxonomy places the organism in Eukaryota, Metazoa, Arthropoda, Insecta, Diptera, Diopsidae. Gene Ontology annotation, cellular component: cytoplasm. Bases 288 to 1712 code for a protein of 474 amino acids.